Molecule: messenger RNA, 2133 nt
Organism: Phlebotomus papatasi
Lineage: Eukaryota; Metazoa; Arthropoda; Insecta; Diptera; Psychodidae
Gene: Nf-YC
Product: nuclear transcription factor Y subunit gamma
Exons: 3
Coding region: 631-1632 (333 amino acids)
Biological process (GO): regulation of DNA-templated transcription
Cellular component (GO): nucleus; CCAAT-binding factor complex
Molecular function (GO): DNA binding; DNA-binding transcription activator activity, RNA polymerase II-specific; protein heterodimerization activity
Source: RefSeq, a predicted model, not a curated record
UGAGUGUUGCUAUGUCAAAGUUGACAAAACGUCAGUCGAUUUUGCAUUCGUCGCUGCGUAAAUUCCGUGUUUUUCGCGUGAUUAUCCCUCAAAUUAGGCCCUGUGCAUCCCUAAAUCCCUGAUAAGAGUAUCAAUGGAGAUUGUGGUGUAGCGAUAAUUGGUGCAAAUCAGCAAAAAGUGUUCGAAUUUGCCGCCAAAUUGGUCAGUGAGUCUCAAUGGACGUCAAAAACAACCAAUCAAAUCCAAUGGCGGCGCUUAUGGCAAAUUUCAUUGGAGCUUCGGACAACUGACAAUUUUUCUAUUGGUUUAUAACUGUGCCGAUCAUCCCCAUUGGUUUUUGAAACCCCAAAAACUCACGAUUUUACCACGUGCUUCACAUACGCUGCACUCCGACUGUUUACACAUGCAUUCAUUCAAUUUUAAAUGCAGCAUCGCAUUGUAAUUCAUUUCAAUGUGUUCUAAAUAUCAAUGGGAAAUUCCAUCUUGAAGCCACUGACUGAACAAUAUUUCUGUGCAUCUUCCUCUCGUCUGAGACGAACUUAGAGGAUUUUUGUGGUGUCGUUUGUGCCUCUGUGCGAGUGUAUGUAGUGUUCCAAUAAGGAUUUUUGGGGAAUAAAAUUGAACCUGAACAUGUCUUACGUAUUGCUAAAGAGUGAGGACAUGAGCCAAGACGCUCAGGAGGCUACUGUGAGUGGAGUGACUGGAAGUGGAUCCGGAGAUGAGAAUAACACAGCCAGCGGGGGCGAGAGUGAAGCUCAAGCCACCCUCAACAGUUUCUGGCCCAUUAUCAACGAAGAAGUUAAGCGUAUCAAGACAGUAGAUGCUAAAAAUCAGAAUUUGCCAUUGGCAAGAAUAAAGAAAAUCAUGAAACUGGAUGAAGAUGUUAAGAUGAUCUCAGCUGAAGCUCCAUUGCUCUUCGCCAAGGCCUCAGAGAUCUUUAUCCAUGAAUUGACGCUGAGAGCGUGGGUGUAUACGGAAGAUAACAAACGCAGAACACUACAGAGAAGUGAUAUAGCAAUGGCUAUUUCGAAGUAUGACCAAUUUGACUUUCUCAUUGAUAUCGUGCCACGCGAAGAGAUCAAGACGAUCAAGAAGGAGAGUGAGAUUAAAUCCACGAAUAACUGUGAUCAAGUCAAUCAGAUUCAGUACUAUUUCCAAUUGGCGCAGCAGCAUCAACAGGCCCUUCAGGGGCAAACGACCACUCCGACACAGAUUCAGGUGCAAUCCUCAACACCUGUUUCUCUGGGCGGAAUGCCCAAUAAUAUCAUCGUGACGUCCCCCACGGCUGCUGCUCAAGCUACCCAAACUGCUCCUGCAAACGCCAUGAUCGUCAAUAAUGUACAACAGCAGAAUCAGCCACUGCAGGUGCUCCAGCAAAUUGUUACACCCACCGGAGAGAUACAGCACAUCCAGAUCCCCCUGUCACCGUCGCAACUCAACCUUAUCCGGAUGCAGAGUGGAGCUCAGCAGCAACCCAUUAUAAUCCAAACAGCGACACCUCAACAACAAACCAGCCAGCCCCAAAUCUUGCAGCUCGGUCAGCCCGUGUCGCAACCUCAAGUAUCCGCAGCUCCGAUGUUCAUCAACGCCACGGCAACGACGGCAACGGCAGCAUCUUCGACGGAUGGGUAGCAUCAGGUGAUUGUAAUGGGAGCUGGCCCAUCGUACGCAUCCGGGCGAUAGCGCCCACUGGGGGCCCCUGGUAGGGCCUCGCGUGACCGUGAGAAGUGUAAAAAUGUGGGACCCAGAGUAGCCGCUGAGGCUCAAGAAAUCAAUGCCAUCAAACGGGGACUGUGACAAAUUUUCCCGUGAGGCAUGCAAAAAAAUAAUAAAUAAGAAUUGGACUUGUCUUUUUCUGAACUUAUUACUUAGCUUUUUUCCUGUUUCUCAACGUCUUUUGAUUUUUAGUCAUUUGUAAGGAAAUGUAUAUUUUGUAAGUGUAAGUUGAUGAAUAGAACCACAAUUGCAGCAAAUGCAUUUUGGGACCUUUUUAGAAGAAAACGAUUAAAUAAACAAAAAAAAUAAUGUUGAGAUAUUGAGUCUCUUCUCGAUGUUGUCUUUAUUUUGUAUUAAGAUAUGAACUCUAUUCAGGAAUAAGAGAGCAAUAAAAGAAAUUUGAAGAAAAAAAACAAA